Messenger RNA from Panicum hallii, 1163 nucleotides. Its product is annotated as GDSL esterase/lipase At5g55050-like. The transcript is spliced from 2 exons. The record is from RefSeq and is a predicted model, not a curated record. NCBI's taxonomy places the organism in Eukaryota, Viridiplantae, Streptophyta, Magnoliopsida, Poales, Poaceae. Bases 700 to 990 code for a protein of 96 amino acids.
CACGUGGGAGUAGUUACGAGUGCAUGUAGAAUAGAUUAUAUAUAUCGCUGCCUGCAUGAAUGGAUCAUGGAUGGAUGAUUCUUUGUUUCUCUCCACGUGCUGAAAUCUUGGAUCAUAUAGACCGUGAUGGACUUAUAUAAUCAACAUGAUGAAUAAUCAACUGAAACUAGUUAGCACUUCGAUCUUACAUUCAGAACCUAAUAAGUCUGACCGAGUUUAUAGGAAUCCACGAAACCACCUCUGACCUUACCUGCUUGCUCAUAGCUAGUCAGAGCUCUAUCUCACUCAUUUUUUAUACCCAGCAAAAUAUACUUUUGAAACUUUCAAGUAUUUGCUGCUUGUAUCGUAUCCUCAAAAUUACUUCUCAUCUUAACAGUCAAAUUAGUACAUCAGAGCAAACAAUUCGUUUUUUUUCUUUUGGCCUUGUGCUAGUUACUUGAGUAUCAAAAGAGCACAACGAAUUGGUAACAGGGCAGCAGGUAACCAGCUACGUACGAGGAGUCGCACUGCCAAUGGCAUUACUAGCAGUCUAGCACAAACGGAGCGUGACAGCUCAUUAUCAAUUCAUUUGGGUUACUUGAGUGUUAGUUGUUUACUUACCUCUAGUAAAUUACUGUUACUGGUGCAAUCACAUACAUCUAAAUGUGUCCACAUGCCUGCUGAUCGUGCUGCACACUACUCGGGUUGUGGCCAUCAUCCAUGGCUGUGCGACGAGCUGCUGCGCUGCUUCACCGGAUGCUUCUUGUGGCGGCGGUGGCGGCGGCGAGUGUGGCCGCCGGGGCCAAGGUCCCGGCGAUGUACGUGUUCGGCGACUCUACGGCCGACGUGGGGAACAACGACUACCUGCCGUGGAGCAUCGCCAGGGCCGACUUCCCCCACAACGGCGUCGACUUCCCCGGCGGCAAGCCCACCGGCAGGUUCUGCAACGGCCUCAUCGGCGUCGACUUCAUCGCCAUUGCUAUGGGGUUCAGCAGGAGCCCACCGGCUUAACUCUCACUCAUAGCGCUAAUGCUGCCAACAGCAGCAGUGAGGCGACGAGGAACAUGACCAUGGCAGCCGCAGCAGCCUACACUACCGGAGCUAACUUUGCCUCUGGAGGCUCUGGUCUUCUUGAUUCCACUGUAUAUCUAAUUCACCUCACAUUACUUCUUCUAUACUUUUGA